This is a messenger RNA of Abrus precatorius (Indian licorice), 2162 nucleotides long. RefSeq lists its product as uncharacterized. Lineage: Eukaryota; Viridiplantae; Streptophyta; Magnoliopsida; Fabales; Fabaceae. The record is from RefSeq and is a predicted model, not a curated record. The transcript has 8 exons. The coding region runs from base 112 to 1554 and encodes 480 amino acids.
ACGCAACUCGGUAGAACUUCUCUCUCUCUCUCUCAUCUUUAUUCGCUUCGCUGCUCUCUUUGAAUAACUUCCCCCCAACCCGUACAUACUUCUCCAAUUCCCUCCGCCGCCAUGUCGCCGUCCUCCGCCAACUCCGGCGUAAACCGCCGCCGCCUCCGGGAGGAAAUUAACGGUUACGGCAAUGACAACGGCGCGUCCACCGAAAAGCCUGUCCCAUCGACGGCCUCAUCGUCUCUGCGCAGCAUCUUUGACGCCGUUCCUUCGAAGGAGCGGGAGAAGCUUAGGAGAAUCCUCGUUGCUUCGGCGAAAGGUUUCUCAAUAGGAGCCGGCCUCAAAGGCGGUCUCGCUCUCUUCGCGAUCUUGGCGCGAUUCACUCGGAAAAAGCCGCCAAGGAAGCAGGUUGUGGUGACAAAUGGCGAAGCGAUUGUUGCGGCUCUGAAGGAGACACUGAGAUACGGUCUUUUUCUUGGAACCUUCGCCGGAACUUUUGUUUCCACGGACGAGCUUAUCGGUGCUUUCGUGGGUCACCGUAGAUCAGCGAGGUGGAGGGCUCUGUUAGCAGGGGCGGUUGCUGGGCCAUCGAUGCUUCUGACUGGGUUAGAGACGCAGCACACGAGUUUGGCCAUUUACAUUCUCAUGCGUGCUGCUGUCCUGGCGUCUCGUUGUGGGAUUAAGAGCAAACGGUUUGGGAGAAUUUGUAAGCCUCUCACGUGGAAGCAUGGUGACAUUUUCCUCAUGUGUCUCUCCUCUUCACAGAUAUUGUCCGCUUAUAUAUUAAAGCAAGACAGUUUGCCAGCUUCGUAUAAAUCCUUUCUCAAUAAACAUGGUGGAAAAGAUCCAGUUAUCUUACAAGGUGUAAAAGAUAUAGCCAGUGGCAAGCCUUUCACUAAUUUGAGUGAAAUACAUAAGUACUACAAGACCAUGGGUAUUGAUGUGAAAUUAAAUCCCAAUAUGAAAGUCCCAUGCUCGAUUGUACAUGGGAAUCAAUCAUGCAGUGGACAUGUCCUUUCUUUUCUCCUCCAAGCCUACAAAAGGGCACUACCUGUGUAUCUUCCAGUUUAUCUGAUACCUGCACUAAUUGUUCAUAGAAAAGGACUUUUAAAAAGGCCUUGCACAAUAUUGACCAAGGGUCUUUUUGGUACAGCAAGAUCAAGCUUGUUUCUGUCUACAUAUUGCGCAUCAGCCUGGAUGUGGACGUGCUUGCUGUUCAGGAUUUUUAAAAGAUGUAACAUUCCAAUGGUGGCCAUGGGAACGUUCCCAACUGGCCUUGCAUUGGCUAUUGAGAAGAAAAGCAGGCGAAUAGAAAUAUCAUUAUACUGCUUUGCCCGGGCUAUUGAGAGUUUCUUCACAUGUGUAGCUGAUGCAGGAUAUCUGCCACAGUCAAGAAAGAUCAAGAGAGCUGAUGUGGUGGUUUUCAGCUUGUCAACCGCCAUCAUAAUGCAUUGUUAUGCGCAGGAGAGGGAAGUGUUUAGAUCUAAAUAUUUGAAUGUUCUUGAUUGGGUGUUUGGUGUGCCUCCUCCAGAAUGUGAGACCCCAAGAUGCAAAGAUAGGUAGACGCAAGUGCUAGGCCUCAAGGUAUUUUAUAUCUGGAAAGACUGCCCUUGACUUUGUGGUGCAUACAUGAUGUUGCCAUCUCAAAGUCAUUGGUGGCCUGGGAACCCGAAAAUGGUUGAAUACUAGCAACACACUUUCCAACAUAUUCUUUCAGACACAUUUAUUUUUAUUAUUGGGUGAAAUUCAUGUAAGUUUUAUUAAAUAAUAAAUGAAACUUGUUAAAUAAGGGAAGUCACAUGAUUUUUACUCAAUAAUAAUGUGUUGGAAAGUGUCUUCCUAGUAUUUCUCAAAUUUUGUAUUGAGCAGGGAACUAGAAUAGUAGAAUGAUUACUUGAACAUGAGAUUAUAGUCCCAGAAGCAUUCUGUAAACUCACGAUGACUGAAGGCGUUUCUGCUGAUUACUGCUGCAUGAUACUUUUGAAGCGAGGAGCACACCGACUGUCCAUUCAUUUGAAGUCCUGGUCUUAUUCACCGAGUUACACACCGAUCUCCAUUACUAUUUACUAGCACCACCAAGGACCCAUAUGUCUGAGUUUGCCUUCAGCUACUCCUCAACAUAUCAUGUCUCAGCAGCUUUAAGAUAAUUCAGAAACGAGAUUUCACUCUUU